AUGUCAGGAAAGAGAACAACUGGAUCUGUGCGAAUGCUUCGCGAUGAUGAACGUGAUUUGCCAAAGAGCGAGUGGUUCCACAUCGUGCUAGUUGCUUUGGUUGUUACCAUUUGCUUCAACAUUACUGUGCUUUCAUACAGAUACUAUGCAGUUAUUCGGCGAGAAAAGUUGGACAGGCAGCAAAAAAGUAAGGAGCAAGUCGCGGAACAAUGGUAUCUGGAGAAAGAAGUCAUCAAGAAAGAAGCAGAAAAUCGUCGAAAGAAGAGAGAAGCCGCCAAAAAACUUCUAUAG
Molecule: messenger RNA, 291 nt
Organism: Cooperia oncophora
Lineage: Eukaryota; Metazoa; Nematoda; Chromadorea; Rhabditida; Trichostrongylidae
Source: the annotation of a GenBank genome assembly